Molecule: messenger RNA, 167 nt
Organism: Acaulospora colombiana
Lineage: Eukaryota; Fungi; Glomeromycota; Glomeromycetes; Diversisporales; Acaulosporaceae
Source: the annotation of a GenBank genome assembly
AUGACACAGCGAGACGAAAACUUUGAAGCCCUCUCGGGAGUUAACGACCAUAUCGCUUCGUUCACCUUGAGUCUUGAAGACGGUCGUUUACUAGAUGCCACUCCGGAUGCCAUAACGGAAGCUCAAGCUACAGCCGCCUAUAAAUUAUUGCAAGAUGUGAAUCUCUU